Xyrichtys novacula (pearly razorfish) is the source of this 1297-nucleotide messenger RNA. The record is from the annotation of a GenBank genome assembly. NCBI's taxonomy places the organism in Eukaryota, Metazoa, Chordata, Actinopteri, Labriformes, Labridae.
CUUGGAGUCAAAAUAAAUCUGUCACUGCAUGAUUUGGUACAUCAUUUUGGGGAAGAAAGUUAAUCUCUCAAGUAAAUAUCCGAUCAGAGAAUUUGCACUAACACUAACUUAUAGGAAGAUGCUUUGCUAUUUGCGCUUAUGAGCUUUCACAAUCAAAAGCACUGAGAUAAAUCUUUCACUGCAUGAUUGACUAACUUACAAAGCUAUGCUUUACUGCGGCUAAAUAAUUAAGUUUUUUGCUUGAGCAGCUGAAAAUUAGUGAAUUAAAUAUAUGAGGCAUCUAACUACGAUGCAAAGAUCUAUCGAUUAGCAGGAGGAGUGCCAAAAUCUGAUCCCAGUCAAGAGGGGGAGGCCAGUCGAGCCAGAGCACCAGGUGUACAUCACCGUCCUUUGAGGAGGGUGGCAAAAAGAACGAGGAGAAGACCUGAACACUUUGGUCCUGGUGAACUCUACUUCAGUGCAGGAAGUGGCACGAACCACGACGGGAAGGACCGUACACGGUGGUGUGAGCUACUCCCACAGCAGUCCAGGUCGAAGGGAGCGGGACGUGGUAUCACCUGUCACACUGCACGAAGGUUCCAGGCAAAACCAAGGGCGGUAUUGAGUUGAAAAACAAAGAUGAAAAACAUGACAUUGUGGUGUGUGCUGGUGGUAAUGAACUCUCUUCUAUGGAUGCCUGUAGAAGCAGUGGAGCUAGAGACUCAAAGGGAAAAACAGAGCACCCCGGGGACCAGAGCCACGCCAGAGACCAACCCGCACGACAGAGGAGACAGAGCAUCUGAAUCAGAUGAGUAUGAUGCAACCACACAGACACCAAUCCAUGACGUGCUAAACUCUGAGCCAGCACUCUCAGCUGAGCUCAAACACAUAAACAUUCCGUACCAAGUGGUGUAUGGACGAACACGGGGUAAAAGAGCUAUACACAAAAUGUGGCGGUGGCGUGCUAGCAUGGACAUACCCGAUAGCAUGCAAAACAGAAGCAACUAACACAACUGUUAAUUGUAAAAUUACGUGGGUAUUGUCAUGGUUUCCUGAAGCUAAUAUGAGCGAACCGUUUAUAACUAGACCUGUUUGGUUUGAAAAUCCAGAGCAAAUGUUAGAUCAAACAUGUGAAAACAUAACUAUGACCAGACCGAGUAUGCAUUUUUUCGCAAGUCAAACUGUUGCAGUAGCUGACAGUUACUGGAUGUGUGGAGACAACAUUGUGCGAAACACACUUCCACCAAAAUGGAUUGGACUCUGUACAUUAGUGCGAAUGAAAGGGUCAGUUGUCGUGUUGUAUGACGGCGUCGAGGAG